This is a messenger RNA of Gekko japonicus, 2078 nucleotides long. RefSeq names its product S1 RNA binding domain 1 (gene SRBD1). Lineage: Eukaryota; Metazoa; Chordata; Lepidosauria; Squamata; Gekkonidae. Gene Ontology annotation, molecular function: mRNA binding; structural constituent of ribosome. The transcript is spliced from 11 exons. Gene Ontology annotation, biological process: nucleobase-containing compound metabolic process; translation. The coding region runs from base 1 to 1593 and encodes 530 amino acids. The record is from RefSeq and is a predicted model, not a curated record.
AUGUUGCCAAAUGAUCUGACUUUGAACAUUUUGGUGCACAGGUGGAGACCAAAGGCCUAUGCAAACCCUGAAUUAAUGGAGUUGCUGCGUUACUCAGUAGAAGACUCAUAUAAACGCCUUAUUUAUCCUCUUCUCUGCAGAGAAUUCAGGUCAAAAUUAACUUCAGAUGCCGAGAAGGAAUCUGUAAUGAUGUUUGGAAGGAACCUCCGCCAAUUGCUUCUUAUGAGUCCUGUGAGAGGGCGAACCUUGAUGGGAGUUGAUCCUGGUUACUCUCAUGGUUGCAAACUGGCAAUAAUUUCACCAAUGAGUCACAUACUCCAUACGGAUAUUGUUUAUUUGCAUCAUGGUAAAGGAUUCCGUGAAGCUGAGAAGAUAAGGAGACUUCUGUUGGAGUACAACUGUGACACUGUAGUGAUUGGCAAUGGAACAGCUUGCAGGGAGACGGAAGCUUACUUUGCUGACUUAAUUAUGAAGAAAUACUUUGCACCCUUAGACGUCACUUACUGCAUUACUAAUGAGGCAGGAGCCUCUAUAUAUAGUGUGAGUCCCGAAGCUUGUAAAGAGAUGCCAGAUCUAGACCCUAACCUACGAAGUGCAGUUUCCAUAGCUAGACGUGUACAAGACCCAUUAGCUGAGCUAGUGAAAAUUGAGCCCAAACACAUUGGAGUUGGAAUGUACCAGCAUGACGUGUCACAGACCUUGCUCAAAGCAACCCUGGACAGCGUGGUGGAGGAGUGUGUCAGCUUUGUAGGAGUUGAUAUUAACAUCUGUUCAGAAAUUUUAUUAAGACACAUUGCAGGACUGAAUGCUACUAGAGCUAAAAAUAUACUUGAAUGGCGGGAGAAGAAUGGACCAUUUGUCAAUCGGGGACAGCUCAAGGAUGUCAAAGGACUGGGGCCAAAGACCUUUCAGCAGUGUGCCGGCUUCAUCAGGAUUAACCAGGAAUACAUUAGAACUUUUUGCAGUCAACAGGGAGAGCUUGUGGCUGGAGGUCAUAAAGCAGUCACAAGUAAAAAGCCAGGGAAGAAGAAAAGUAAAGUGGAAGCCAACAUUGUUCAACAGCCAAAUCCUUUGGAUCAGACGUGUAUCCACCCAGAAUCGUAUCAUAUUGCACAGAGGUUUUUAGAUCUCAUUGGAGGAAAUGCCAACGAGAUAGGAAAGUCAGAAAUGCAGCAAAAAGUGAAUGUGGUCAUUGAAAGAGAAGGGAUAGAAGGACUAGCAAAGAGUUGGAAUACAGCAGGGCACACACUGCAAAUAAUCAUUGAUGGACUGACUCAACCUGAAGGGUAUGACAUCCGGAAAGACUUUGAGAAACCUGAUUUCAAGAGGAGCAUUGUUUGUCUCGAGGACUUGAGCAUUGGAACUGUUUUGACAGGAAGAGUUGAGAACGCUACUCUCUUUGGAGUUUUCGUUGAUAUUGGAGUUGGUAGGGCAGGACUGAUUCCAAUUCGGAGCAUAACAGAAGACAAGCUUUCAAAAGUAAAGAAGAGAAGGAGCCUCAGUUUGGGCCCAGGUGAAAAAGUGGAAGUCACAGUGCGUGAAAUUGACAUCCCACGAUCCAGAAUAACAUUGGACCUUAUACGUGUUUUAUGAGCUGUUUGUUAGUACCUUUCAUUUUACAAGUUCUCCGUGAGCAGAAUGCUGCUAAAAUGUUAAACCCAGAUCUGGCAGCCCCUGAACCUGCAGAAGUGUGCUGUCCACCAACAAGCUCACAGUCAAAAUUAUGUGGCUGCGCCAAUUGGCUGAACAAUUGUAGAAUGGGUGAGGGUUAUUCACAUGGUCACUGAUCUGUGCAGUUCAAGCUGCUAUGAUUGCACAAGUCUGUAGAAUUAGAGGCACUAGUCCAUAAAUCAGUGUGGCUUAGAGGCAAACCCACUAUUGCUCCAUGAGGACCACCAAGACUCGAAAUUUGAUCUUAGUCUCUGUGGUGGAGAGAAAUCAGUAAAUCUCAUACAUUUAAAAUCUGCACAUCAUGCUUUUAUGUUCAUCAGGUAGUUCUGAAAGAACAGGUGAGGAAUUUCUAUGGAUCUCUGUUCCAUGUAUACCCAGAUAACGUUGUAAAAAUGUUUCCUUGCUAA